Molecule: messenger RNA, 2526 nt
Organism: Dromiciops gliroides (monito del monte)
Lineage: Eukaryota; Metazoa; Chordata; Mammalia; Microbiotheria; Microbiotheriidae
Gene: MACC1
Product: MET transcriptional regulator MACC1
Exons: 4
Coding region: 1-2526 (841 amino acids)
Cellular component (GO): cytoplasm
Source: RefSeq, a predicted model, not a curated record
AUGGCAGCUAGCGGACAGGCUCCUUUGAAGACUGAAGGGGUUCCAAGGAGUAGGUCUGAAGGAAACUUGGUGGAUGAACAAAACUCCUCCACACAUUAUGAUGAAGCAGAUUGCCAAGACAAUGAUGUGCUUCCUGAUUGGCCUGAUGUUAGCCCCCAGCAUGUCAGUCCUAUUUCCAAGACAACAAAUCCAUUCUGGAAUGGACUUUCUGCUUCGAACCCAUUCUUGGAUGAUAUAGCUCAGUUAAGAAAUACUGGAAAGAAAAAAACCACGUCCAUAUUAAAAGAAGACCCCUUUCUCUUUUUUCGAGAAGUGGAAGAAGAUAGUUCUUCUGGUGAUGAAUUAAAUGUUCAUCAAUUGCUCAGGAAGUCUUCAUCAAGGAAAUAUGGGAAAUCCAAGAGUGUUUCAGAGCUUUUGGACAUUGUGGAUGCAACCCUGAGUACAGAGAUAUCUGACCAGAUUUUACGUCAUGACAUGGAAUGGCUUCAACAUGACCGGGAGGCUUAUAAAAUGGCCUGGUUAAGUCAACGUCAACUGGCUCGAUCAUGCUUGGAUUUGAACACAAAGAGUUACAGUCCGGGUUGGGCUCAGACACAAGUGGCAGACACUGUCAUCCUUUGUAAAUUGGACCACAAAGGAGGCUCAGUGCAACUCCCAGGAUCACACAUUACUGUGUAUGUACCUCAGGGCCAUGUAAGGACUGGAGAGUUCCAAGAAAUUUCCCUGAGGGCUUUCCUGGACCCUCCAGAAACCCUGAAUCAUGAUCUAUCAUGCACUGUGAGUCCACUGUUGGAAAUUAGGUUAAGCAACCUAGACACAAAGGAAGCUAUUUUGUUAGAAAUGAAAAUCUCAGCUGAAGUGAAGCAGGAUCCUUUCAGCCAAGUUAUGGGGAUGCUGACUUGUUUGCAUAGCUCCAAUAAAGGAGGGUCCUUCAAAGAAUUCAGUACCUGUUAUAUUUACAAUGACACUAUCCAAGUGAAAUUAUUAGAAUUAAGUCAUGUGAUGUACAUAGUGGUUGUAGCUCGAGCCAAAGCUAUUCAGGCACCAGCCAGAAGUGUGUGGGAUUAUAUCCACAAAACUAUUUAUGUUGGAAUUUAUGGACCCAAAUAUAUCCAUCCCAGUUUCACUGCCAUCUUUACUUUGUGGGGACACAGCUAUAUGCCGAGCAACCUCACCAUCACUGACAUUAACAGGAGUGGGAAAAAUGUCUCUCCAGUUGUAUUUCAGCUCUGGGGGAAACAUUCCUUUUUGCUUAACCAGCCCCACGAUCUACACAUUUCAGUCUUCUCACAUGAUCUGGAUUUUAAAGUGAAAGAAGAUGACCAAAGAAAAGAAAUUAAACAAGAGCAGCUAAAAGCUGGAGAAGUAAUCCAUCAACAAUUUCUGUUUUCUGCAAUGGACAGCAAGACCUUGCACACAUUUGUAUUCCUGGUCCAGAUCCAUAUGCCCAAUAAGAACCCUGUGGCACAAUUUUAUGUAAGGACACCUGACCCAGCUCCCAACUUUAGUAGGAUUCCCAGUCAGUCAAAUUCCUUGAAGAUGGAAGGGAUCAAGUCCUACCCUUUGUUCCCAGCACUAGCUGCUAAAUAUCCCAAAUUUCAAGAUAAAACAUUGCACUUUAUCCAUUAUGGUGUAACUUUGAAAACAGUGUUAAGGCAACACAAGAUUGAUUACCUCCUAGAAUAUUUCAAAGGGGACAACAUUGCCCUCCUUGGAGGGGGUAAGGUGAAAGCUAUUGGUCAGACCAAAGUCAAGGAAUGGUAUGUAGGAGUCCUCCAGGGGAAGCUUGGUCUUGUGCGUUGCAAAAAUGUCAAAGUGAUUUCUAGGGAACAAGUCAUUGACAUGUCUGAGAGUGUGUUUACAACCCAGAAACUUCUAGAACAGGCUGCCCUGCCCUUUAAGAAGAUGACCUACAUCUAUUCAACUGUGCUGACCCUGGUAUCUGAAAAAAUUUUGGACUGGAAAGCUUUAGCUGAUGCACUGGGUUAUUCACAGCUGACGACAGAAGAUUUUGAUCAGAUGCAAGUUGACAAAGAGACAGAAAGAGUGUCUUAUAUUGUCAAGAAGUUGAAGGAAGAUUGUCACACAGACAGAAAUCGGAGAAGCUUUCUUUAUGAACUUGUGGUUGCGCUGCUGAAGAUAGACUGCCAAGGCUUGGUUGCUCAUCUUAUCCGGGAGACGGUGAUUCUGACUUCAGCUGUCAAACUAGGGAAAGGCUGGAGGGAGCUGGCAGAAAAGUUAGUGAGACUCACAAAGCAACAAAUUGAGGCGUAUGAGAUCCCUCACCGAGGAAAAGCUGGAGAAGUUGUCACAGAGAUGAUGUGGAAGCCUGCAUAUGAUUUCCUCUAUACUUGGGGAGCACAUUAUGGAGAAAGUUACCGGGAUGUGCUGCAAGAUUUACAACUGGCUUUGGACAGAAUGAAAAACCCUGUGACCAAACAUUGGCGAGAAUUAACUGGGGCCUUGAUCUUGGUGAACUGCUUGGAAGUUUUGAGAGCAACAUCCUUCCAUGUCUCAGAGGAAUAA